AUGCGUUCCACAGCCGUGAACCUCAGUAAAAAAACACUCAAGCACGGUGGAAAGUCGGGUGUUCUACCAGAGGUCAGACCGAUCUUCAAGAGAAACCCCAUCUUACCUCCGUUGGAACAAGAGUCUGCCAAGGAAGCCAAUAUCGAACAAGGUUACGCUGAGGGUGUGCCCGUUCCAAAACGUAAAGGCUUCAAAAUCACUCGUCAACCAAAAAAGGCUGAAGUUGUCCCAGUCGAGCAGAGACUCAAGAAGAUCUUGGAAUACAAUGCUCCUCCACAAAACAUGAAUGAAUUGAGUCCCAAGGAGCGUUGGGAAGCCCAAAAGAAACAGAUCAGAAUGGAACACUUGAAAGAUGCAUACCUCACAGAAUCCAAGAGAAUAGAAAAGCUUGAGCUGCUCAAAGCUCAGAAGAUCGAGGCUGACGCCAAGUUGGCCGAGGAACAAGUCUAUGAGGAGUCUGAGGCCACCAAGUUGACUCUUCCUACUAUUGACUCAUAUCUUAAAGGAUCGCUUAUGAGACACAGAACUCCCGAAGAGAAGGCCAUCGUAGAAGAGCAGAGAAUCUUGAACCGUAAAACCAUGGAAUUGCAAGUCAAGGAGGCCAAGGCCAACGAAUUGUUGGAGUUGUACCAUGCUGCAGAGAACUUCAUCACCACUCCUGAAGAGUUGGACGCUGCUAUUACCGAUGCCUUCGAGAACAAGAUUGGCCGCUUCGAGAGCUCGGAGCGUUUGGCUGAGGACAAAUUGUUCGGAUACUUCACCUCGUUCUCCGACUCCCGUGCCAACGAGCGUCUCGUGAGAGAUGUUGUCUUCGGCGAGAUCAACGGCAAGCCUGGUCUUGCGACUGUCACUGACACCUUGAGUGGAGAGACAGAGAAGUACUCCAGAGCCGCCGAGAGCAAGCUAAAUAACCGUUCUUAA
This is a messenger RNA of Australozyma saopauloensis, 921 nucleotides long. RefSeq names its product mitochondrial 37S ribosomal protein PET123. The transcript has a single exon. The coding region runs from base 1 to 921 and encodes 306 amino acids. Lineage: Eukaryota; Fungi; Ascomycota; Pichiomycetes; Serinales; Metschnikowiaceae. The record is from RefSeq and is a predicted model, not a curated record.